AAGUGACAUAUGCGGAAGCAAUCGGGAAAAUAGUAUCUGAGCUCUUGAUCUUUGUCGACUUCUUUUGGCGUUUGCAUGAUAACAUUGGAAAGGCUUGAAGUAAAGCUUGCGUGCAGUGCAGGAUUCCGGUGGGUAUUCUGUGGAUGUUGCCGCCAGUUUAGUGACGUUGGCGGAAUGGUGAUUUCCUCGAAGGAUUUCACAUGAACAGCUGACUUCUUAUAAUGGGCAGAGGUGUCUGGCAUACGUAACAUGAGCCCACCCCCUAUCACCGUGCUGGGAUGCAUUGAGUACGGCGUGAAAUCUUUGCCGUUCAUCGCGCCGUAUUUUGCUGUUUCUGUGGCUCUGACCUUCUACAACAAAUGGCUCCUGAACGGUGGAGGGGAGCAUGACCUGCCUUUCCCACUGUCCAUCACUGUGGCGCAUCUGACAUUUACGUUCUUCGUCAUCUGGGUGAUACGCCGCUGGUCGUAUCCGGGUUGCCGCGACGACAAGCCGCUGACGCUCGGCUGGGGAAACUAUGUGUACCGCGUGGUGCUGCCCGCGGUUGCGGGUGGUCUAGAUAUCGGCUUAUCGAACUGGAGUCUGGUGUACAUCACAGUAUCCCUCUACGCCAUGUCCAAGAGCACCUGUAUCAUAUUCAUCCUCUUCUUCUCCGUUCUGCUCGGUCUGGAGAAAGCCAAACUAUCCCUGUUCGCUGUUGUUGGGCUGAUCUUUUCCGGAGUCUUUAUGUUCACGUUCCGUACGACUAAAUUUGAUGCAGAAGGAUUCUUUCUGGUGAUGACGGCAGCGUUCCUGGGUGGUGUCCGGUGGAGCUUCUCCCAGUUGCUCAUGCAGAACAAGGAUUCAGGGCUCUCUAAUCCAGUUGACAUUGUCUUCCAUCUUCUGCCAUGCAUGCUGGUCGUGCUGGCGCCCAUGGCUAUGGUUGUUGAAGGCUACGAUGUGUCGGUGUCCCUGUCGCUGAUUUCCGCCAAGGACUUCCACACGGUGCUGACGUCGGUAUUCCUGAUCCUAUUCGGCGCUGUCCUGGCGUGCCUGCUCAACCUGUUUGAGUUCCUGCUGCUGUCGCACACCAGCGGCUUGACACUGUCCAUUGUGGGCAUUUUCAAGGAGAUAAGUAUAUUCCCAAUUGCGCACAGCAUGAAUGGUGACCAGUUUACGGCGGUCAACGUCGUCGGCUGUAUCGUGUGCGUUUGCGGCAUCGUCCUGCACACGGCCAUCAAAGCAAGCCGUGCAGAAGAGGGCAGUUCAUCCAACGGCAUACGAGCGGCAAGCAAGUCUCAGGGCAAAGGCCUGGAGCUGAGCUCUCUGGCCAAGCUGGGCCAGCGCCGUCGCAAUCCAAACUCCAGCGGAGAUCUGGCCGCCUUGAUGCAGGACCAGGGCAACUCUAGCGAGGAGGACCUCAUCUACAACCAGACCGGCGUUUGAUACGCCGUGCUCAUUUGCUGAUGGGUGGUAUCAUGAAUCGAUGGUAUUUCCCGGCGUUGAUGAUGUCAUCCACUUGAUUGGCGUCGCUUCCAGCAGUGGAUGACGUCAAUGAAACUGGCAGCUGGUGUUAUCAGACAGGUCGCAUGUAUGGAACGACGCUUGCGUGUGUUCUAGGGUGCCGGAUCCGCAUGCAUGAUGCCAUCCUCUACCCGGAUUAUCUUAUCGGAGUUGCUCCGUAUUACUUGAGUGAGACAGAUGUCGAAGUGUGGUGGUGCACUAGCGGUUCUACUAUCUUCUACACUGUGCUGGAUUUCCGUUGACAUCUUUGGCGCUCCCCUCUCGGCGUUAUUGUCUCCUUUAAUUUUCAUUCUCUAUCUGCUAUGCAUAGUGCUGAGGGUUAUGCACUGUAGUGUUAGUGGUUCCAACACUUACCACCAGGAGUACAUAAAUGUGGACUCCUGAUAGCCCAUGUACUUGUAAGUAGAAAUUGCCUGCACUAUGACUAUGUGUUUAAAAAAUUCCACCCACUUCGAAGUACAACAUAUAGAUAUCAUUAUGUCAAACUUAUUUUUUCUUAUUUUCCUAGUGUCUCGUUUCAUGAUCCGGCGGUUCAUGUACUCUUGGUCAUAUGAAUAUUCAAGCCGGUGUAACCGUGAAAACGGUACCAGA
Messenger RNA from Sycon ciliatum, 2094 nucleotides. Its product is annotated as solute carrier family 35 member C2-like. NCBI's taxonomy places the organism in Eukaryota, Metazoa, Porifera, Calcarea, Leucosolenida, Sycettidae. Gene Ontology annotation, cellular component: Golgi apparatus; cis-Golgi network; endoplasmic reticulum-Golgi intermediate compartment. Gene Ontology annotation, molecular function: antiporter activity. Bases 250 to 1425 code for a protein of 391 amino acids. The record is from RefSeq and is a predicted model, not a curated record. The transcript has 10 exons. Gene Ontology annotation, biological process: UDP-glucose transmembrane transport.